GGGCUGCGUGAGCUUUAUCCAAGUGCAGACCCCCACAAUUCCAUUCCCAUUAUGGUAAACGUGGUGUUCCCCUUGAAGAAGAGAACGAUCCAAGCGUACAGAAAGGCAUUGAUGUUUAUCGACGGUGCAUUGAAUGUGGCUAUCGAAUCCGAGAGACAGAUGUUAAAGCAAUCGCAGCAAAAGCUUGGAACGGAGAUAGUCGACUUCGUUCUUGACGAGUUAAACACAGAUCCUGGUGCCGCCCAUACAAACGGAACUGGUAUCGAGCCUUCAGGCAGUGAUUGGAUACGACGUAUGCUUUUCCCUGUAGAAUCGGACGGCAAGGUACAGACGAAGCUCCGUAAAGUGCCUCAACGAGCACUCUUCGACUCCCAGAUCAACUACGAGCAAGCACAUGCUGUCAACUCAGCAUGCAUCAAUGAUUAUGGCUGCCUUCCGUACCUGAUCUCAGGACCACCUGGAACCGGAAAGACGAAAACUAUUGUGGAGACAGCAAUGCAGUUGCUGAACUGCCAUAUUACAGAUCACAUCCUCAUUUGUGCGCCUUCGGAGUCGGCUGCCGAUACUCUCGCGCUGCGACUAAAAGAGUACCUGAGUACCACCGAACUCCUGAGACUCAAUGGCCCCUGGCGCGCUGACAACGAAGUUGCGCCAGCGCUUAUGCAGCACACAUACAUGGAGGCCGACAUGUUUGCGCUGCCCCCAUUCAAGCAGUUCAUGGCCUACAACGUUGUGGUCACCUCCUGUCGAGACGCCGCCAUUCUGGUGGAAGCGCGCCUGACAAACACUGACCUGUGGACUGUGGAGAAGAACUUUUUGGAAGCCUUCAAAUGCACCAAUGCCACUCCCACCUCUGCCCUCCACUGGGGUGCCCUCCUUAUCGACGAAGCCGCCCAAGGCACCGAGCUCGACUUCCUCCCCGCCCUCACCGCCAUCUGCCCACCGCCCUCCUACACCACCAGCCACCCGCAGCCGCUCUUCAUCCUCGCUGGCGACGAGAAACAACUCGGCCCCCAAACCUCUUCCCACGACCCUUCCGUCUCACAAUCUCUCUUUGCCCGCCUCUUCAGCCGGCCCAUCUACAAGAACCACCCUCUCUCCCGUACGAACACCAAGCCUUCGACGGGACCCCCUGCGAUGCGCAAAUCCAUGCUCCCCCUUCUCUACCCGCCCUUCACAAACCUCACCCGCAACUACCGCAGCCACCCCGCCAUCCUCAGCGUCCCAUCCAACCUCUUCUAUGCCGACACCCUCAUCCCCGAAGCCCCGACCCCCUCAACACCCCUACAGUCCUCUCGCCUCUGGCGCGGCGCAAAGUGGCCCGUCGUCUUCAUCCCGCACGCCUACGUCGAAGAACUCGAGCGCGACAACGGCGGGUGGUACAACGACGGCGAAGCGCGCAUAGCGUGCGACGUCGCCGCGCACCUCAUCACGCACGACAGCGUGGCGCAGCCCGACAUCGCCAUCAUCUCGCCGUUCGCCGCGCAGGUGAAGCGCAUACGCUCGCUCAUCCGCUCUCCCGACUUCGGGUUCUGGGACGUCAACAUCGGCCCGCUGGAGGCGUUCCAGGGCCUCGAGAAGCGCGUCGUCAUCAUCGCGACCACGCGCACGCGCGGGAAGCAUUUUGUCGAGCGCGACGUGGAGCGCGGACUCGGUCUCAUUCACCAGCCGCGGAAGAUGAACGUUGCACUGACGCGGGCUAAGGAGGGGUUGAUUGUGCUGGGGAGUGCAUCGGCGUUGGCGAAGGACUACUACUGGAAGGAGUUUCUUGCGUUUUGUUGGCGGAACGGGUUGGUUAAGGAUGAUAGCGGGUGGUGGGAGAGUUUCUUUCUCUGUUAUGAGGAUCGGAAGAAUGCGAGGGUGGGCGUGUUGGAGAAAGCGUUAUUGGCGAAAGGGGGUAGAGAUGGUAAUGGUGGUGCAGGCAGGGUACUGGGUGGGAAGUCAGCUGGCCUGGAGCAUGAAUACGACGGAGGCUACGAGGCUUGGGUUGACAGCUUGAGGGAGGCAAUGAAUGAAGAAGAGGAUGGGCUCCAGGCUGUUGAGAACGACGAAUCCGAGGUGGAGGAAGAGGAUGAGCAUUUUUCCGAAAAGGAAAAGAAUAAGCAUGACGAAAAGACGGUAAAGAUGGAGGAUACCGCGUAA
This is a messenger RNA of Paraphaeosphaeria sporulosa, 2142 nucleotides long. Its product is annotated as P-loop containing nucleoside triphosphate hydrolase protein. Gene Ontology annotation, biological process: regulatory ncRNA-mediated post-transcriptional gene silencing. The transcript has a single exon. Gene Ontology annotation, cellular component: cytosol; P granule. Gene Ontology annotation, molecular function: helicase activity. The record is from RefSeq and is a predicted model, not a curated record. Lineage: Eukaryota; Fungi; Ascomycota; Dothideomycetes; Pleosporales; Didymosphaeriaceae. Bases 52 to 2142 code for a protein of 696 amino acids.